AUGGACCGUUCAGGAUGGACAGCAUCAGAAGCAAUGGAAUGGAAACAGUGCAAGAGGCUUCGACAGCACUGGGAGGGUCAUUGGCAGGACUUUCUGAAACCACUCCAGCCCCCUUGCUUGGUACUGAGGAACCCACCGCCAGUGGAGCCUGAAUUGUGGGAUGAUACCAAGGCCUUCUUGGCCUCCUUCGAACAAGUUGCAAAAGCCUGCCAGUGGCCCAGGGAAGAGUGGGUGGCCCGGCUUCUGCCGGCAUUGAAUGGAGAACCCCAGCAGGCCUUUGGCAGCCUGGAGGCCAGAGACAAGGAGGAUUAUGGGAAAGUGAAGGCGGCCAUCUUGCGUGGGGAAGCUAACCGCAUGGAAACCCUGCGCCAGCACUUCCGACAGUUCCGCUCAAGGGAGGUGGAAGACCCGAGACGGAUUUACAGCCAGCUACAGGAGCUUUGCCACCAGUGGCUGCGGCCGGAUAGGCACUCAAAGGAGCAGAUCCUGGAGCUGCUGAUCUUAGAACAGUUCCUGGCCAUCCUGCCACCAGAGCUGCAGAGCUGGAUCAGAGCCAGUGGCCCUGAGAAUUGCACCCAAGCUGCAGCCCUGGCAGAAGAUUUCCUCAUGAGCCAGCAUGGGGAUGAACUGGGGAUGUGGCAGUUUCAGGUGCCAUUGCGAGAGAUGCCAGUGAAUUCCUUGGAGGCAGAAGAUGCUCCUUUGGGCUCCUCACAGAGUCAGAUCCAGAAUGAGAAAGAUGAUGUGGAACUUUUUUCAAUGGGUAUGGGAAUGACAGACCGCAUGAUCCGCAGCCCGUCACUUCCUCCAGAAAGGCAAGAAAUGGCCAGUGCUAGGAUGAUUGAGGGAGCUGUGAGUUUGAAGGCUGCACCUCUGUCAGUAGAUGAGGCUCAGGAGAUUGUCCUAAAUCCUUCUGAGAAACCUCUGAGGUGGGAAGUCACCCAGGAGAACUUGGGGGAGGUCGUCUCUUCAGGAGGCCUCGUGAUACCCAAACCACAGAACAUCUCCCAUCUGGAACAAGAGAAAGUGAAUUUUGUCCUGGGCUGCGACGACAGUGUGGCUUUUCCAGGUGUUGUGGAGCCUGCUAAGAUCGGUAUGAAUUCUGAGCAGGAAAAGACUGAGCCGGUGAAAAUGCACAGUCAGCUUCCGGGAAUAGAGCAAGGGGAGAUUUAUUGGGCUGAGAUGUGUCAGCAAAUGUAUGACUCUGAGGGGCAACAUGGAAGAAAGGAGCCAGAAGAGGCUCCGAACAAAUCCAUGGAGCUGGCACAAGACCCUAGGAAUGCGCAACAAGCUACAGUGGACCCACAUGCCAAUUACGACUGCUAUUCUAGGCCAUUUAAAAACCCAAGGCACUGCUUGGAAGAGAACCUUCCCAGUAUUACAGAGCCUGGGGGGCAGUCUCAGAGAAAAGCCCGACAGAAAACAAUAGCGAACCCAGACCUGAAACUAUACGAAUGUUCAGAGUGUGGGAGAUGCUUUCGCCUCAAGGCUAAACUGGCCAGGCACCAACGGAUUCACACUGGAGAGAAGCCUUAUGAGUGCACCCACUGUGGGAAGACAUUCUGUCGGAGCGAUGGCUUACUUUCCCAUCAGAGAUCUCACACAGGGGAGAAGCCAUACAAGUGUUUUGGUUGUGGGAAAAGCUUUCGAUGGAGGAACAAGUGGCUCGCGCAUCUGAAAAUCCACACAGGAGAGACGUAAUGGAAUCCACAAGCACUUGUGGCAGGUGGAGAGGGGACAGGGCCAAAAAGAGAAGGGGACACUUAGGAGUGAACGUGUGUGCAGACCUACAGAACAUUUGCACCAUGCCAUGGUUUUCUUUCCUCUUCCAUGCAUCCACUACACUCAUAUGAAUGUUUUCCUUCUCCCAAUGCCUUCCCAUUCUCCAUCACUGGGGGUUUUAGUCAAACAUCACAAACCAACUCCAGUUCCUUUGGAAAGAAAACAAGCCUGUUUUAUUCACUGGUUCCUGUAUUUCCUCUGGCUCUGAUCCUCCUCUCAUGCACGGAGCUAUGAUUGAAGACUUUCCUCAGCUAAGAGCUUCCUAACCACAGUUAGAUAUGGUAUCUGAAAUUUUGGGUGCUUUGAUAUAUUUGGUUUAUUAGCCCACAAAUCUAGAUUCUAAACGGUAUGUUACAGCUCUGGUUUGCAGGUGAAAAAGAACUGCCCCCCCGCCACUCAGUUCACUGAAGGACUCAAAUUUGGAAGUCCCACUGAAUCGUCAUUGCGAUCGAAGGCUUCCUUAACCAGGAAUCUUGGCACCACGUGCAAGAAAAUGGGGGAUGAGAAUGAACUGGGCUCAUUACCUAAACUAUAGUUUGUCUCCUUGUAGUGCUGGGUAGAUUCCAGCCACUUCUGUCCAAGCAUCCAUAGUGGCAGAGUUGUGUGGGCAAAAGAAAGGUGUGCUUGUCCGAUGAGUGGCCCCUUUUGAAAGCAUCACUGUGCAUGUGUGAACUUGAAACUUACACACAUACACUAACUUGAACAGUGUGAGUUUAGUCCCACCCCACCCCUUCUACCUUCUUGGCAGAAAUAACUGCUCUCUCGUACAGCAUUCUUAAACUCUUCCAUGUGUAAUGUGUAAAGAGAUUAAAUUUUAA
Molecule: messenger RNA, 2597 nt
Organism: Eublepharis macularius
Lineage: Eukaryota; Metazoa; Chordata; Lepidosauria; Squamata; Eublepharidae
Product: zinc finger and SCAN domain-containing protein 12-like
Exons: 6
Coding region: 1-1698 (565 amino acids)
Biological process (GO): regulation of transcription by RNA polymerase II
Molecular function (GO): DNA-binding transcription factor activity, RNA polymerase II-specific; RNA polymerase II cis-regulatory region sequence-specific DNA binding
Source: RefSeq, a predicted model, not a curated record